Molecule: messenger RNA, 1581 nt
Organism: Vitis riparia (riverbank grape)
Lineage: Eukaryota; Viridiplantae; Streptophyta; Magnoliopsida; Vitales; Vitaceae
Product: probable xyloglucan endotransglucosylase/hydrolase protein 33
Exons: 4
Coding region: 2-943 (313 amino acids)
Biological process (GO): xyloglucan metabolic process; cell wall biogenesis
Cellular component (GO): apoplast; cell wall
Molecular function (GO): xyloglucan:xyloglucosyl transferase activity; hydrolase activity, hydrolyzing O-glycosyl compounds
Source: RefSeq, a predicted model, not a curated record
UAUGGCUCUUCUGCAACAGAAGUUACUCGCUUCAUUGCUUGUAAUCUUCGGCAUUAGUGCUGCUGUUUCUGCCGGCAAUGGGCAUGAUGCAGCUCCAAACGUCACAAGAUUGACGGACCUGUUUGGUCAUCUCACUUUCAAUCAUGGCUUUACUGAAUUUUUUGGAGGCUCAAAUAUACAGCCCAUCAAUAAUGGCUCCUAUGCCAAUCUUAUUCUCAAUAAAUCCUCCGGAAGUGGAUUGGUGUCACAGAGCAAGUAUUACUAUGGAUUCUUCAGUGCUGCAAUAAAGCUGCCCUCUGGUUACACCUCUGGAGUUGUGGUAGCCUUUUAUAUGUCUAAUGCAGAUCUUUUCCCUCACAACCAUGAUGAGAUCGACAUUGAAUUGCUCGGUCAUGAGAAGAGAAAAGACUGGGUGCUGCAGACAAAUAUGUAUGGCAAUGGCAGUGUGAGCACUGGAAGAGAAGAGAAAUUUCGACUAUGGUUCGACCCAACUGAGCAGUACCAUCAUUACAGCUUCAUCUGGAAUAGACAUCAUAUAGUGUUUCUGGUAGACAAUAUACCAGUAAGAGAGAUUCUUUACAAUGAUGCCAUUUCCUCUGUUUACCCAUCAAAGCCCAUGUCGGUUUAUGCAACAAUAUGGGAUGGAUCAGAGUGGGCAACUCAUGGAGGAAAAUACCCGGUUGACUAUAAGUAUGCCCCAUUUGUGGCUUCAUUUGGAGAAAUGGAAAUGGAUGGCUGCACAUUCGAUCCAAAAAAGAAAGGUGUUUCAUGUUCUAAAGGCAGUGUUUCAAGCAGGGACCCGGUUGAUGGAGAAGAGUUUGCUAAGCUAUCAGAGCAACAGAGAAUGGGGAUGGAGUGGGCAAGAAAGAAGCUCAUGUUCUACUCAUACUGCAAAGAUUCUUCAAGAUUUAAAGUCCUCCCACCUGAGUGCAAAGCAAAAUGAUUAAUUAUAAGUGUUUCUUUUUAUUAUCUACUAUUUUUUAUUUUUUCCACACAGGAUUAAACCAAACACAUCACAAAAAACCUACUCAAAGAGGUAAUGCAUCCAAGGGUUUGUUUAUAUAAAGAUUUUAUAUAAAGAGAAGACUAUUUGUUGGACUGUCUGGAUCAAGUAUCUGAAUCAAGUGAGCCGCAUCUCAGAUGAGAAAGCAUAUCUACAGAGGGUCUCUUUUUUGGAUAUAAAUUAAGAAAAUUAUGGGUAUUUCACAUGGUAGCUGGCAAAAUGCAAUGACAGAAGAAGCAUAUUGAGACAAGCCUCACAUGACCUGCAUAGCAGUCCUUCAAGUGGUUAACAAAAUUAUGGGCAUUUGCCUCCCAAUUCACCCCCUAAUUAAAAGACAGCUAUAGUCGGUGACAGAAACUGCUCAAGUUGACUUCAGACAGACCUACCCAGUUGGUUGGUAAUACAAAUAAAUGGAAAUUGAUGCUUCUGUCUAUUGGAUUCUCCAAAUUGCUUCUCUGGUAACAUAAUUUAAUGCUUUGUUCAAUAAUUUUCUAGUUAAUUCCCAGACCUUGUUUAUUACUGCCCUGUAAAUGUUGAAUAAUUAAGAACAUUUAUGCGUAGUAUCUUUGUCAAAGGUU